AUGAUGAAUGAUAAUAUAACUUUACAUAAUGAAUUAGAAGGAUCAGUUAAAAUAAUAGAUGAUGAUUUAGAAGAUGAUGAAUUUACAAUAGAUUUAGAUAAAGUUGGUCGACUAAAUUUUUUAGAUAAAUUCAAUUUUAAUUUACCAAAUUUAUCAAAUUUACCAAACCUACCCAACCUUACAAAUAUAUCAAAUUUAUCAAGUAUUUCUAAUUUCUCCAAUAUUACAAACUUAUCAAAUGAAAUUGGGAAACAAUUGGAUAAGUAUAAAUCCAUAUAUAGAAGUUAUGCAGAUGAUGAAGAAAGUAGAUUACAUAUGUUAGAUUCACUUAAAUCAAUACUAGAAACCAAAAUCCAAUUAAAACAAUUUUCAAAUGAUUUAACUGAAGUUGUUCAUAGAGCAGUAACAUUACCAGCUGAAGAUAUAAGUGAUUUUGAAGAAGAUGAUGAAAGUAUAGAAACUUUAAUUGAACCAGAAAUUAAAAAAUUUAUUGAAUCAAUUGGUAUAAAUGAAUUUCUUAAAAAUUUUAGUUCAAAUAUUUUAAAACAAAUAUCAGGAAAAGAUGAAGAAGAAGUAUUGGAAUUAGAAGAAGAUAUAGACGAUUUACAAGAACUAGAUCCAGAAUUAAUAAAAUUAACUCAUUUAAACCCAGAAGAUUUUCAAAAUGAAGAAUUAUUAAGAUCAAAAUUAAAAACCAUUCAAGAUUUAUCAAUUGAUCAAAAAUUAAAAAACAAAUUACAAACAAAAUUAAUGAUGUCAAAUUAUUAUAAAUAUAUAGAUAAUCAAUUACAAAAAGAAAAUGAAAGAUUAAGUAAUAUUUUAGAUGAACAAAAAGCAAUGAUGGAUGAAGAAGUAGUUAUAACAGAAGAAGAUCAAAAACCUUCUUAUUAUGACAAAUUAAAUAAUAUACUAGGUUGUUCACAUUAUCAACGUAAUUGUAAAUUAGAAUGUCCAACAUGUCAUAAAUGGUAUUCUUGUCCAUUUUGUCAUGAUUCUGAAAUAAAAGAUCAUAAAUUAAUAAGAAAUAAAGUCAAACAUAUAUUAUGUAUGCAUUGUAAAACUCCACAAGUAACAGAUACAAAUUAUUGUGUAAAUUGUGAAAAGGAAUUAUCUAAUUAUUUUUGUCGAAAAUGUGUCUUGUAUGAUAAUGAUCCAACAAAAGAUAUAUAUCAUUGUGAUAAAUGUGGAAUAUGUCGUUUAGGUUUAGGAUUAGAUAAAGAUUAUUUUCAUUGUGAUGAAUGUAAUAUUUGUUUAUCUAUUGAUUUAAGAGAUAAACAUAAAUGUGUAACCAACAGUACCCAUUGUAAUUGUACAAUAUGUAAUGAAUAUUUAUUUACAUCAAUUGAAAAAGUAGUAUUUAUGAAAUGUGGUCAUUCAAUACAUCAAUCAUGUUUUGCUGAAUUAGUAAAACAUUCAUAUAAAUGUCCAUUAUGUAAAAAAACAAUUAUAAAUGUUGAAAAUCAAUUUCGUUUAUUAGAUCAAGAAAUCCAGCAAUCACCUAUGCCUGAUCCUUAUGAUCAAUGGAAAUGUAUAAUUAGUUGUAAUGAUUGUAAAGGAAAAUCAAACGUUGCUUAUCAUGUAUUAGGUUUAAAAUGUAAAUAUUGUAAGAGUUAUAAUACAAAUAAACUUAAAUUUAAAAAACCUAAUGAUGAAGAAGUACUUAGUGAUGAUAAUGAAGAAGUUGAACAUAUUCAUGAUUUUGAUGCUAAUAUUAUGAGAUUAGUUUCUACUAAUUUACAAAACAAUUUUGAAAUUGAUUUACAACAAAAUUAA
Molecule: messenger RNA, 1773 nt
Organism: Lodderomyces jiufengensis
Lineage: Eukaryota; Fungi; Ascomycota; Pichiomycetes; Serinales; Debaryomycetaceae
Exons: 1
Coding region: 1-1773 (590 amino acids)
Biological process (GO): ubiquitin-dependent protein catabolic process; protein ubiquitination
Cellular component (GO): nucleus
Molecular function (GO): ubiquitin protein ligase activity; zinc ion binding
Source: RefSeq, a predicted model, not a curated record